AAAGUACAAAGUUAACACUUUAAAUGCAACUUUAAAGUGUUGCAUUAAUCACUUUUAUUGUGUGGGAUAUUCAAUAAAUACUUGGAUGAAAUGUAAGUUAUGAAAAGAAUGAAUUACGUAUGAAAUCACUGUUCCUGCAAUGUUGCUGUAAGGAUGGAGUGGCGACCUCGCACCACUAGGGGCGCCAGCGGCCGCGCUCCAUGUUACCGUGGACAGUGCGCAUGCUCACUGAGUGUUGUUGGAGUCAGCUGGUGGUUCUCAGUUCGGCUGAAACAUCAAUGGAAACGAAGCCACAACCGAGCGGAUAGACGUCUUUCACAGAAUCGACACGCUCGGAUGGAGCCGGAGGACCAGGAGGAGGAGGAGGAGAGGAGGAGGCGGCCGCCAUGCUGUGGUCCAUCCAGGAGGCUGAGGAGAGGCAGACCCAGCAGAUCGGAGCCUCGGCCUGCGGGGCCACGGCGGUGGUGGACGUCCUGAAGGCCCUCGGACUGGAUGUGACCCCGGAAGAAGCGGAGCGCUGCGUCCAGACCCGCCUGAGGAGGAUCGAGGCUCCGCUGCCAGACUACCUGCUCUCCCGCAGCGAAGCUGGUGCGACUCACGCCCAGCUGAUCCGAGGCGCCCGGGAGGCCAGCGGCGGGAAGGCCGUCGGCCGCUUCUUCCACCUUCAUCCGCGGCGGAGCGUCAGGUUGGUUCCGUGGCUCGCACGCUGGAUCAAGAAGGGCGCCGUUCCCGUGGCGACCAUGAACAUGCAGGUGGGCGUGGCCGACGGCGAGGAGGUUCCCGACGCCUGGCACCAUCAGCUCAUAUUUGGAGCGGCACAUGGAGCCGUGUUCACGACCAACCCUUUGGAUGUGGUCGGUGAGGUCGAAGUUCACCAGCGACUCUGCAGCGACUCGGUGCUGCUGGUCCGUCGGGACGACGUUCUGCAGAGGUUGACGUCUGGCGGUCUGCUCUCUGACCUCUCCCAGAUCCAGGGCGACCCGCGCUGGCGGCAGCUGGACGUGGAGGGUCAAGUGAGGCAGAUGCUGUUGGAGGAAGAGCUGGAGGACGGGCCCAGGACGGCUCACGUCAGGAUCCCCGCGGCGUACAGUUCAGGGGUCACGCUGUUUGCGCCGACGGGUUCAGACGUGGCUCAGCAGAUCCUGCAGGCUCCUGAACUUCCUUUGCUGUGACGACAGAAAAGCCGAGCGGAGAAACUGUGGAACGGAGAGCAGCUCUGUGACGAUUCUCCUCCAGUUGAUUUCUUUCAGAAGCAAUAAAAGCCUGAACUCCGUCCCAGAUACGAGAAAUAAAGAGUUUUUCAUCUUG
Messenger RNA from Poeciliopsis prolifica (blackstripe livebearer), 1308 nucleotides. RefSeq lists its product as uncharacterized. The record is from RefSeq and is a predicted model, not a curated record. The transcript has 5 exons. The coding region runs from base 387 to 1172 and encodes 261 amino acids. Lineage: Eukaryota; Metazoa; Chordata; Actinopteri; Cyprinodontiformes; Poeciliidae.